AUUUGAUAUUUGACCAUGAAAAUAACAACAGCAAAACAAUUUGAAAUUUUGGUUUCCGAAAUGGAAAAAAAUCCAUGUUUGGCAAAAGGGUUUACCAAAGGUCAUGUUCCAGCUAAUUUUAAAUCAGAUUGGGAAUCCAUUGCUACAAAAUUAAAUGUAAACGGGCCUCCGAUUAGAGACCCCGAUGGCUGGCAAAAAGUUUGGAAAGAUUUAAAAUUUAAAACUAAAAAGAAACUUGUGCACAACAAGGGUGAAACCAGCAGCACUGGAGGUGGCAUUUUUAAGCAAAUGAUUUUGUCGCCUUUGGAGGAGUCUGUAGCGAAUAUAAUGCAGUUUCUAAAGUUACUGAAUCCACCAGGUCGUGCACUUGGAAUAGAAAAUAACGAAAACAUAAGUGUAAUAGACGUUAUAGUUAAUGAAAAUGAGCAAGUGGACAAUGUUGAUGACGAAGCUGAUGUAACAACUUUUGAAGCUUCUCGAUCGUCCAGAAAAAACAAUAGUAGAAAGUCAACAAGAAAAGAAGAAACUAUUGAACUCUUGAAAGAGCAGUAUUAACUUUUGGUACAACACAAUCAAGAGAGCCGUAAAAUCUGGAACGACAUUAAUAAUAAUUAAAAAGAAAAUGUGAGAUACCAACGCAAGCGCUUCCAGAUUGAAGAAGAACGCCAUAAAAUGUUAAAAGAACAAUUUAAGCGGGAUGAAGAGAUCAGGGAUCUAAAACAUAAAAUUAAAAAAAGGAAACUUGAAGUUAUUGAACUGCAGCUGGCGGAAUUAAAAAAUUAAUAGGUUAAGAAGCUCGUGGAAUUAAGAGAUCUCAUUUAUAGUUAUUAUUCAAAUUUAAAAUCAUGAAAUGAAUUUAUAGUUUAAGAUAUUUUUAAUGUUUAUGCG
Messenger RNA from Musca domestica (house fly), 888 nucleotides. RefSeq lists its product as uncharacterized. Lineage: Eukaryota; Metazoa; Arthropoda; Insecta; Diptera; Muscidae. The transcript has 2 exons. Gene Ontology annotation, cellular component: nucleus. The record is from RefSeq and is a predicted model, not a curated record. The coding region runs from base 16 to 555 and encodes 179 amino acids.